UCGAUGCAGAGGAGGCGAACCAGGCACCGGCAGCAGAGGAUCUGAACCUCAACAGGGGAGUGACUGACCUGGACGCCACAGCCAAGACAGACCUGAACCACUCAGAAAACAAGGCUUCCCUGCUGUUGUCCAGCCCCAAGAUGCUGCUCCCAGCAUCAGGGAUGCUGCCACCCAGCGCCCCGCUGUCUGUGCACCACCAGAUCCAACUGCUCCAGCAGCAGCUCCAGCAGCAACAGCAGCAGACACAAGUGGCUGUGGCACAGGUCCAUCUCUUGAAGGACCAGCUGAGUGCGGAGGCCACGGCUCGGCUGGAGGCCCAGGCACGUGUCCACCAGCUGCUGCUCCAGAACAAAGACCUGCUGCAGCACAUCUCGCUGCUGGUUAAACAGAUCCAGGAGCUGGAGACCAAAAUGGCUGGACCAAAUUCCAUGGGUUCCCAGGACAGUUUGUUGGAGAUCACCUUCCGGUCUACAGUACCCCCCGUGAUAUGUGACCCCACAACACCUAAACCCGAGGUGUCGACCCUCAACCUGCACACACUCGGCAACAGCGACGGGACCAGCAAUGCCUUUUCAUCAUCCAACGGGACUCUGGGAAGCCCACUAGUUGAUCAAAGUAUGUUUGAGAACUCCAUCGCCCAGCAGCAGAGUCCUCAGACCUCGAGGCCAGGUCCGCCCUCGACCCGCCGCUCCACAGUGACAGCUAAUUCCAACCUGGGGUCCAGCUGCGUCGACUCGCCGUCCUCUGGAGGACAGCAGAGGCUGAAAAAUGCCAUUAACCUGGGCAAGGCAGUCGGGGCAAAGGUCAAUGACUUGUUAAGAAGAAAAGAGCCCAGCAACCUCGGAGACAUUGGGGUCACUGAGGUCAACAAGAAUGUUGGUGCAAUUUGGAGCCGCAUGGACCAACUCAACCAGACUGCUCCCAGCAGUGACUUCACCUCCUUUGACUCCUUCCCCCGACUGGACCCGCCACCCCCAUCAGGGAAGAAGCGCCUCCCUCGAGCACUGAAGACGACCCAGGACAUGAUGAUCUCCUCUGACCCGGUGGUCUCCUCCCCCGACCCUGUAGAUUCUUCCUCCUUCCUUUCCUCCCCUGAGAAGACGUCCCUCAUCGCUCAGGAGGAGAUAAGGAGUGAGGAGGAACAGCAGCAGGGCAAGGAGGAGGAAAAGAGCUCAUCCGGCCCAGCAGAGAAGAAACUUUCAGCUGAUUUAGAGACAGCUGAGGCCAAUGACAAAGUGGAUACAGUGACAGGUGGAGAAAUUGAUGGUGUAGAAGUUGGAAGCGCUGAUGAAGGCAUAGACGAACAUGGGCUUCAGCUCCACCUCUCUGUACCAGACCUCAUCAAUAAAGAUCCCCCUCUGGAGUCCAAAGCCAAACCCUGCGACGCCUGGCAGAAGGCCUCGGGGCCUGACUUGCGGCUGGCCUCCACUCCCCGCUCGGGUAAAACGCCGUGCCGCAUCAGCCUGGGCGAGGAUGUCCUGCUGGGAAACGGCGCCCCCUAUAGUAAAGCCUCUGGAGGGAGCAGUGAAGACGCAGAGCACCAUCCAGACCUGCUGUCUUUUGAGUAACACACAGAGCUGGGGCCAAAUAACCAGUUCAGUAGAUUUCAAAAAGCUGUUAAGUUUUUCUUUUAGACUCCAUCCCAGAAAUGUCUGUGGAGGUAAAUCAAACAGACUGCAGUAAGCGCUGCAAAUCAAAAAUUCCCUGCCACGUUUCAAUUUUUAAACUCAUCCUGCUCCGGGCUUUACUUUAGGAAAAGGGAACAAGCACUUCCAGGACCUAGGGCUUUUUAAAAAAAUCUUUUUAUCUGAUUUCUGGAUGUGGGAUUAGCUGAAAGGUCACGGUAAUUAAGUCUGGCCUUCUAACAUGGCUGAUCUGAGGUCAGUUGGAUGCUUCAAGAAUCUUCUUAAUGAAUAAAAACAAUGCUGAAAAGCAUGAGAGGAAGACGGAGGAGCAACAGGGGAACUCUGGUUCUUUUUAGUGCAGUUAAAGUUAAACAAAAAAAUCCAAACUGUAAAAACUUCUGAUUUAUUCACUGUGUAUUUCUUAUGUAUGCAAACACAUAUCAUGCCUUACUCAGUAAUGUAAUGAUGAGCAGACAGUGUAACAAUGAAUGUUUUAAGUGAGAUGAAAUAUCCUUUAAAUGGGCUAAAAUGUUACAGUCAGAAAGUUAGUGGCAAAUAUAACCAGAGACAUUAAAUCUUAUUUAGCAUUAUUUUAUCAGUAUUAAGUUUCACCAUGGCAUUUUCGCUCUGUUUAAAGGGACAUUUCGUUGCAUUUUUUUUUUUUUUUUUGUAUCAAUCAAACAAAAAGCUGCUGAUUUAUACAACAAUAUAAUGUAUAUUUAGAAUCCUUUAGCAUAACACUUAAGUGAUAAGGGUUAGAUGCCGGCUCAGGAAAAGAAGGUGGAAGUGAAGGGAGGAGGGCGGGAAGAAUGUGAACGUGUUCGAGAUGGAAAAGCUUAGGGAGGAAUUUUCCUUUCAGUUCAGUCAGGAUGGGAUGUCACUCACACAGCACUCUCUGCCACAGGAGGGUAAAAGCCUUUUGGCCCGCAGCUCCACCCCAACGAAAUGAAUUUGUGAGCCGCGUUUGUUUGAGGGCCAAUCUGGAUCAGAACUUUCUCCAACAUGAUCCUUUGGCACUGACUUCGACCCUGGGAGUGACCUUUGUAAACGAGGAAAAGUUACCGAUCACUCUGACAAACUGAUUUUAUUUCCUAUGAGUCAGUUUUUAUCUCACCAAGUCUUUGCUUCCAUAAACUGCACAGAUAUUUGUUUUUUAGGAGGAUGCAGCAUUUUUAACCAGAUGUUCUGACUGAUAACAGUAGACUGAGCUUGUGGUUGAAUUGUGUCCUCUGGCAGAAAGAAAGCGGACCAAAAGUGUAGGCAGAAAGUGCAUGUAGAGUCAGUUAGUGCACUCCUGAAAAUGUAUUUGCCUUGGAAAGAGAACUGAUGGAGUAUCUGCAUACCUUCCAAAUCAUCUUCCUGUCCCGGCUGAACUGAAAGUGAAUUCAGAUUACCUCCCAAAAAAACCUGAAAGGGAGUCAAAAGAGAGACGGGUGGAUGGAUGGGCAGCUUUGGAGGGAGGGCUGCUGAAAAGUUGUUUGCGAGCUAAGGACGAGCGGGGUAAUUAGCUGUCAGCAGAGAGAGAGAGAUGAAAGAAGUGUGUUUUAUUCAAGCAGAUCAUCAAGUGACAGACCAAAGAUUGAAAUGAUUGGCUCAGUCAGACACGCCGUUUUUGUCACGUUAUUUCAGUGAGAAAACAGAAGCGAUGAUUUCUGCAGAAGAGCUUAUCUCUCCGUUACUUUAUCUGCUCUGAAAAAUAAAAACCAAAAUCUGUGUAUUAAUAACGAUGCCGUGGCGGUUACACGCGCUUGUUUGAAACUUUCAGACUCAGAAAAGGGUUUGUUCGGUUUUUUGUUUGUUUGUUUGUUUGUUUGCUCGCUGUAAAAAGAGCACAAUCAAUUUGCCAUGGUUAUUGUAGCACAAGCAAAAGCUGUAUUUUUAUAACACGACUGUGUGAGCAUCUGUUCUGUAGAUCUGUGCAGCUGGAUUAAAGCGCACUUUUGACAUGUGGAAAGUGCACACAGAGAUCCCAAUCCCACACCCAGAAAAGAACCCAUUUUUCUGUGAAGUCUGCAAGUGGCCUCAGUAAGUGACCUGCUGUCCUUGCAGGGAUACGCUGACCUUAGGAAAUAUCAAAGAGCUCCCAGAGGACACCGAGACAGCGACACAGGCAGCGGUAGCUGCGGUCAGGUCGUGCCCGGCAGAAUGAGAGGAAUGUGGAGCUGAACCGAGACGCAGAAAGGAAGCUUUGUCUCCGUCUGUCUUACUCCCAUCCACUGCCUCACUAAAGCGGCGACAGAGAAUUAGAGAGUCAUUUCACCCAAAUCACAAACCAUAACUCUCUUAUUAGCUUUAGGAGUGCUCCCUUUAGCUUUUUUUUUUUUUUUUUUUUUUUACUG
Molecule: messenger RNA, 3964 nt
Organism: Archocentrus centrarchus (flier cichlid)
Lineage: Eukaryota; Metazoa; Chordata; Actinopteri; Cichliformes; Cichlidae
Gene: c6h1orf226
Product: chromosome 6 C1orf226 homolog
Exons: 7
Coding region: 141-1568 (475 amino acids)
Source: RefSeq, a predicted model, not a curated record